Molecule: messenger RNA, 2253 nt
Organism: Impatiens glandulifera
Lineage: Eukaryota; Viridiplantae; Streptophyta; Magnoliopsida; Ericales; Balsaminaceae
Product: SWI/SNF complex component SNF12 homolog
Exons: 2
Coding region: 486-2111 (541 amino acids)
Biological process (GO): regulation of transcription by RNA polymerase II
Cellular component (GO): nucleus; SWI/SNF complex
Source: RefSeq, a predicted model, not a curated record
CCCGCAAAAUGGGCCUCAUCUUCUUCCCCCUUUCAAACCCGAUUUCUCAGAAUUUACUCUCCAUUGUUCUUCCUUAGCUUCAGAAAAUAGGAAGAAACUGCUGUCCUGUUGCCGAUGGAGUGAAUACUCAACCGUCAACUAAUCAAACCGGUUCAUCUGCUUGGAUCAAAUCUCCUCAGUUUCGUCUGUUCGAGCAUGUUCGCAGCCUUAUUUCAUCGUGUCUCUCGAUUCAUCAAAACGGUCAGCUGAUAAUACUCUCACAAUCAGUUAAUUCCUUCUACUAUCUGUCUCUAUCCUUUGACAUAAACGUAGAUCUGUCUGAUUUUACUCAAACUACUACUUGUAUGCGUUUGUCUAUGUAUAUAAAUAAAUGCAUAAAACCCUGUUGCGAGAUCGAUUAUCGGUUCUAGGACGAGCUUAUACAUUUCUAGGGUUCAGACGAGGUAAUCGUUUCUGAUUUAAGUAAUAGACACAGAUUAUACAGAAUGUCGGGAAAUAACAAUAACCCUUCUAAGCAUAUGGGAUCAUCUUCUCCAUUUGGAAACGUUGGAAUUGGACCUUCAAAUCUACCAGCAAAUCCAACUGCUCAUCUACAGGGACAAUCCCUAGGCUAUCCUGGUCAGUUUCAGAUGGCUCAGCUUUCAGCUGCACAAGCCCAGGCAUUAGCUCAAGCACAGUCCAAGGCGCAGGCUCAUGCCCAGGCUCAAGCACAAGCUGCACAUGCCCAAUUCCAAGCUCAAUUACAAGCACAAGGACUUACCAUUCCAAACUUAGGUUCGUCUUCACCGGCAAACUCAUUAUUGAUGAAACGACCCUUGCUUAAACCAUCUUAUCUACGCCCGCAUGGCAUGCCUGCUCCCAACAUGGUCUCUCCAAUGAGAAACAUGGAUCUCAUGGCAUCUGUGGCUCGUAACAAGAAGAAGCAGAAGCUUCCUGAGAAGCAGUUUCACGAGAGAGUAUCCGCCAUCUUGCCUGAAUCCGCACUCUACACUCAGCUACUCGAAUUCGAGUCUCGUGUGGACUCUGCUCUGGUUAGGAAGAAGAUUGACAUAGCGGAAGCCCUCAAGAACCCUCCCACAAUGCAGAAAACUCUCAGAAUUUUCGUGUUCAACACGUUUGCUAAUCAGUCUCGUGCAAUCCCCAAGAAGCAGAAUUCCGAACCUCCCACCUGGACUAUGAAGAUUGUAGGGAGGAUCUUGGAAGACGGAGUGGAUCCUGAACAGGCUGGUCUGGCUCAGAAAACGAAUUCUUCAUACCCUAAGUUUUCGUCUUUCUUCAAAAGAGUCACCAUUUCUUUAGACCAGCGGCAGUAUCCUGAAAACCAUGUUAUAGUAUGGGAUGCUGCUCGGUCACCCCAACCGCACGAGGGUUUCGAGGUGAAGAGGAAAGGAGAUAAAGAGUUCUCCGCAAAUAUAAGAUUGGAAAUGAAUUACAUGCCUGAGAAGUGUAAGCUGUCACCCCCAUUAAUGGAAGUUCUAGGUAUUGAAGUCGAUACUCGCCCUAGGAUCUUAGCCGCCAUAUGGCAUUACGUGAAGGCUAGAAAGCUGCAGAACCCUAACGACCCUUCUUUCUUUCACUGCGAUGCUCCACUUCUGAAAGUGUUUGGAGAGGAGAAAGUGAAGUUCACGAUGAUCCCUCAGAUGAUAUCCCACCAUUUAUCUCCCCCUCAGCCUAUUCAUUUGGAGCACAAGAUAAAGCUAGCCGGAAAUAGCCCAGUUGGUGAGGCGUGUUACGACGUUUCUGUGGACGUCCCAUUUCCUAUACAGAAGGACUUGCAUGUUCUAUUAGCAAACACAGAAAGGAGCAAGGAAGUUGAGGGAUGCGAAGAAGAUAUAUGUUCUCUUAUUAGGAAAAUUCACGAUCAUAGGAAGCGACGCUCGUUUUUCCUUGGGUUUAGCCAAUCACCGGUGGAGUUUAUCAAUGCUUUGGUUGUAUCGCAGAGGAAGGAUCUAAGAGUAGCUUCGGGUGAAGGAAGUCGUAAUGCUGAGAAAGAGCGAAGACCUGAUUUCUUUAACCAGCAAUGGGUGGAAGAUGCGGUUAUUCGAUAUCUGAACAGGAAGCCUCCAGUUGUUGAUAGUGCUGGUGCUGGUUUUGGUGCUGGACAGAUUUGAAGGUGCUGAAAUUCCUUACCUGGUUGUGGUCAUUGACAUCUCCUUCUAUAUUUUUCAUUUUCUUUUGUCUAUCAGAAUUGGUUAUAUGACAUAGUUAGAGAGAUUAUAAUAUGCAAUGUUCAUCCACCCAACAUUAUUCAUC